AUGGAAGCUGGAUGUAUCACCGGUGAUCGGAUUAACGGCCUCGUCGACGGUGUCUGUGGUACUUGGUGGUGUUCAGGAAGCAGAGGGAGCGGCGAUGCUUUACUCUGGCAAUCGGAAUUGAGACUACAUGCCGGCGGAGAGUAUUCGAUCGCGGUGCUGCAAGUCUCCUCCGCUACUUACGUCGGAUUCUACGACGGCCAUGGUGGACCCGAAGCUUCUAACGUUGAGACCACACGCCGGCGGAGAGUAUUCGAUCGCGGUGCUGCAACGUUAUCUACUGAUCAUAACGUUGCUGUUGAAGAAGUGAGAAAGGAGGUUAAGGUUAUCUUCGAUGCUUACCUCAAACUCAUGGGUUCAUUGAAGAAGGAAGGAGAGAUGGAGCAGAUGGGAGACGAGUUUAUGGAGGCGAUAUUGUAUGUCAAUGGCGUUCGCAAAGUGUUACCUGAUGGCCUGGCUCAUAUGACACUUCUUGAAUACCUCAGAGGUUUAGGACUGACCGGGACAAAGCUGGGGUGCGGUGAAGGUGGUUGUGGGGCUUGCACGGUGAUGGUCUCUAAUUAUGACAGAACAUCAAACAAAUGCGUGUGCGUCUCUCUCGCUCUGUAUCUUAGUUCUUGA
Brassica napus (rape) is the source of this 618-nucleotide messenger RNA. RefSeq lists its product as uncharacterized. Gene Ontology annotation, molecular function: 2 iron, 2 sulfur cluster binding; oxidoreductase activity; iron ion binding. Bases 1 to 618 code for a protein of 205 amino acids. The transcript is spliced from 3 exons. Lineage: Eukaryota; Viridiplantae; Streptophyta; Magnoliopsida; Brassicales; Brassicaceae. The record is from RefSeq and is a predicted model, not a curated record.